This is a messenger RNA of Epinephelus lanceolatus (giant grouper), 531 nucleotides long. Lineage: Eukaryota; Metazoa; Chordata; Actinopteri; Perciformes; Serranidae. The record is from RefSeq and is a predicted model, not a curated record.
AUGUUGAACUGUGCCGGUGACAGUGAUAUCUCCACCUUUGCUGACACAACCGCAGACCUGACUAGCAAGCAUUCUAUGGAGCAGCUAGCAAAAGUGCUGAGACUGAGAGUGAAGUCCAGCAUCAGCCUCAGCUGUUCAGCCCCAGGAUCGCUGUACACUACCUGCUCAGUGGCUGCGAAAAAGACCGGAGGCAAAGCCAGAGCCAAGGUAAAGACCCACUCCUCCCAUGCUGGGCUCCAGUUCCCAGUUGGCCGUGUUCACAGGCUCCUGCGCAAAGGAAACUAUGCGGAGCUUGUCGGUGCUGGUGCCCCCAUCUACGUGGCGGCUGUGCUGGAGUAUCUGACCACUGAGAUCCUGGAUUUGACUGGAAACGCUGCCCACGACAACAAGAAGACCCGUAUCAUCCCCCGUCACCUGCAGCUGUCUGUCCGCAACAACGAGGAGCUCAACUGGUGGUCAACCAGCUCAACUGGUGUGAUGAUGUGUUGCACUGACAGGAGAUGCCUGGUACGUGCUGUUGAUCAUGAAUAG